UAAUAAAAUGCUAAUUUAGCUCUUAAAACACUAAGUCUAACUCCUGACUAACGAUGCCUGGAUGUUUCAUUCAUAUUUGGCUGUUUCUCUUUGCUGUAUUUACGAGAGAAAUUGAAGUCAAAGAAGUGCAGACGGGCUUAUACAGUCGUGUUGAGCUGACUGGAGGGGAACUUGAUCAACAUACUGCUGAUUCUCUGCACUCAGUGGAAUGGACCAAACAAAAUGGAUCAAUAACAUGUCUAUGCUUUAAAAAAAACACCACAUUCAGUGCUGCAUACAGUCAAUGCUGUGGCACAGCUCAUUUCUAUUUAAACAAUAACAGCCUCAUUCUGGAGAACGUGACAGCAAAGGAUGAAGGAUUCUUCACUGAAACAAUAGUUAGAGGAAACGGCACUACAAAUAUGCUAAGCUUUACAUUAAUUAUUCAGUACCCUCUAAGUGUGACAGAAAUUGUGGUCUCCUGGACCUCCAGCACAUCUGUGACUCUCAAAUGUGAAGUGAGCGGCUUAUUUCUGUAUCUGAUGUGGAAGAGAGAAGGAUUCUCUAUUCUAGAGAAACACAGACACUCAUUCAGUGAGAGGAACCAAACUCUACACAUCAGCAACAUAACCAGCUCCGAUUACGGGACGUACAGCUGUUUUGCUUCAAAUGCAUACGGAGAAUCAGAAAAGCACACAUAUAUUACCGGUGAGAACUCAACUGUUAACCGAGGAAAUGGCACUGGUGGUCAAACUCAGUCUGAUCAGAUUGUGCUUUCAAGUGGACUUACACUCGCAGGAGUUUUGGGACUGUGCAUCGUGUUCUACUGCCUUUACAAAAACCAUCACAGGCAAAGAGCAGAAAAUGGCAGAACUACAGAUGAAGGGGGUGCAGACAAUGACCUUGGUAUUUAUCAGGAAGUACCUGUCACUGAAGAGGUGACUCCUUUACCGUACGUCUACACAGACUUCAUUAAGCCGAAAGAGAGCAGUCAGGCCUCCGCUGCAGCGACACACUUUGAGGACUUUGGUUACUCUGAGGUCGGACCCACAUGCAGGGAAGAAACAGCCGUUCUAUAUGAGCGUGUCUCUAAUGAACAGUCCACAGCGUGUCCUGAUGCUGGAGAGGUGUAACAACUGAUAUAAGAGACUACAAAACAUUUUGGAGUGAAAACAGCGAAUACUAAUAACACACUUUCAUGUUCCUGAAUCUGGUGCAGUGCAACAAGUGCAACAUAUAAGCAGCAGCGGGUGAAAAAAUGCG
Molecule: messenger RNA, 1242 nt
Organism: Sinocyclocheilus grahami
Lineage: Eukaryota; Metazoa; Chordata; Actinopteri; Cypriniformes; Cyprinidae
Product: leucine-rich repeats and immunoglobulin-like domains protein 1
Exons: 7
Coding region: 54-1112 (352 amino acids)
Source: RefSeq, a predicted model, not a curated record